This is a messenger RNA of Pezoporus occidentalis (night parrot), 4004 nucleotides long. RefSeq names its product PAS domain containing serine/threonine kinase (gene PASK). The transcript has 18 exons. The record is from RefSeq and is a predicted model, not a curated record. Gene Ontology annotation, cellular component: cytosol; nucleus; cytoplasm. Lineage: Eukaryota; Metazoa; Chordata; Aves; Psittaciformes; Psittacidae. Gene Ontology annotation, biological process: regulation of DNA-templated transcription; protein phosphorylation; intracellular signal transduction. Gene Ontology annotation, molecular function: ATP binding; protein serine/threonine kinase activity. Bases 205 to 3693 code for a protein of 1162 amino acids.
AGGCAGGCGGGCUGGCGGUGUCGCAUUCGCUGACCCAAACCUGGAAUAACUUUCCAAACUACCAAAGCUUUCAAAACUUUGGAGCAAGAACGGGGACGGCGUGUCCGGCUGGGUGCUUGGGGGCUCUUACAGAAUAUGAUGGAGGUGUCCUGUCGAUCACAGAUGGUGGCUCCCUAGGUGUGGUGUGGCAACCAGAGGGUGAUAAUGGCAGCCGAGGCUUAUAGUCACUCUGAAGGGAGCCUUCUGCCUUCAUCAGUAGGCUUAGACCGUGCUCACCUGAAUGACUCUGAUAAGCUAAAUCGAUCCUACCCCUGGGCCAGCAAAAUCAGGAAAAGCCAGCUCUCUCAACUCUGCCGGCUUAGAGCAUCUCUCUCUGGAGAGAAAUGGAGCUCUUACUGUUUGUCUUCACUGGCAGCUCAUAACAUUUGUACCAGCAAACUUGGUAACUCAGGAGCUCAGAGGGCUUCUUCUCUCUCCACUUCCAUUGGAAGCUCUUCUUCUUGCUCUUGUUUGCUCACCCUCACUGAGGAGUCCAGCCAGUAUCUCCCAACUGCUGCACGCAACCCAAACAAAGCCAUCUUCACUGUGGAUGCCAACACAACAGAGAUCCUGGUGGCUAAUGACAAAGCCUGCAAGCUCCUUGGGUGCAGCAGUCAGGAACUCAUUGGUCAAAAGCUGUCCCACUUUAUAUCCAAAUCCAGUCAAGAGGCAUGGGAAGCUGUCGGUGAGGACUACAUAGAAACUGAUGAAUGUUCAUCUGUAGUUUCAGGAACUGUGGUGGAUGUCAUAGGCCAUCUCAAAGAGAAGAUCCCUGUCUCAGUCUGGCUGAGGCAAAUAAGAAGCAAGGACAAGCAGUGUUGUGUGUUUGUGCUGGAACCAGUGGAAAGACUCUCAGCUUCUGUUUCCUUCACAGUUGAUGGAGAGAUUACAUCAUGUGACCUCCAUUUUGCCCAUCUCCAUGGCUACCCAACAUUGGAAGAAGUAGUUGGGCUCCAUAUAAAGAACCUGAUUCCUUCUGUGCAGAUCCCUCCUCUAGACAAAAAAGUCCCAAAGAACCUCAGGAUCCAGCGAGCUGUAGGCAUAUCCAGAGAGGGUAACAUGUUUCCUCUCAGUUUAAAGCUGCAAGUAAGCCUUCUGGAGGAGGACGAAGUGACAGUGCAGAAAAAUGGUGUUCUGGAGGCAGAAAAAGGCAGCUCUUUCACAGGCUAUCAUUACUCUGCUACAGUUGUGGUUUUCUUCACCAUCAGUGGUCUUAUUACUGUUAAGUCAGAUGGAACCAUCUGUGGCAUCAAGGACAGUUUUGCUUUAAUGCUCUUUGGCUAUGAGAAGAAAGAACUGUUGGGAAAGAACAUUACAUUUCUGAUCCCUGGUUUCUAUAACAACAUGGAGAGAAGCAGUGACUGUUCUUUGCCAUUACCUCCUCCUGACGGCUCCAUGGGGACAGAGGACAGCAGCUUCUUGGCUGCAUCUGUAUUGAGCCUUCUGUCAAGGAAUGAAGAGCAGAAAUUGGAAAGAAGACACAAAGACGAAAAAUUAAUGCAUGAUAAGACUAAACAAAAGAAUGUGACCAGUUUCUUUUCUACUCCCUCACCUCCUGAAGUGGCACCCAUUCCUUCUAAUAGGCUAGAAGACAAUCUAGAUACUGAAUCCUAUGCCCCAAUUAAGCUGCCUUCAGAUGCCACUUGUAACUCACCUGGAACACCAACAAAAGAUGAGCGAUGGUCUGGGACACCACCAGACUGCAGACAAGAAUUUCAAAACCAUAUGACUACAGGGCAGUUGUUAAACUCAGACUUCAUGUUUGAUGGAAAACAUUCCAGCCUUGAGCACGUUGUGGUUGAACACUGUCUGCUAAAUAAUGCUUCAUCCUUCUUUGCAAAUGGAAGAAAUACUAUCCAUGAUGUCUGUUCAGGAAAUAAAAUGGGUUGCAGUGCUUCUGCAGCAGUUGCCACAACCUCUGAAGAUGUUAAAGAAUCAGACACUGAGCUGAACUGCAUUUGCUCUGGUCUUGAGGUACUGGGUCUGAAUAUUGAUGUCAAGAGGCACUCAGACAACUGUUUAGGUAUUACUGCAACUCAUGUAGGAGCAUCCUCUGACGCAGUGGACUUGGGUGUAGGCAAUAUACUAACUCAGAGUACCAGUGCCUUUUCGACUGGGCAAGAAAAGCAGCUGUUGAAUGGUGUUGCUACAGAAAAUGGUUCUGGGUGGCUGGCCUCCCAAAGGCCUUUAGAAGAGACUGAAGAAUCCUCCAAAGCAUUUAUUAAGAAGCCUGAAACUCUUGCAGAGACCAUGGGGGACAACAUCGACAGAAACCCACUGAAGAGCACAUGUAGUCCUGAAAAAUACUGUCAGCUGCACAAGCAACAAAAUAUGGACAUAAAAAUAACAUCAACCCCAGUGAAACAGGAAGGAAGGCUGAACCCAGCAGCUCCUUUGACCUUGAAGAUUCUGGAAGGAAGCUACACUGGCAGUUGCUGCCACAGAGAUGGGUCACAAUUAAGUAUACUCUUUGAAGUGAAACGUGUAGAACUGCAGGACCCUGCCAUGCUUUUCUGUGUCUGGGUGGUGAAAGACCUCCUGCAGAGCCAGAAGGAAGCUGGAGCAAAGAGUCAGCUUUUGCUCUCCAGUCUAGCGAGCUCUGUCCAGUCUAUUGCUGAUCUUUCUACAAAUAGUCUUGGAGAAACCAUCAGAUCAACUUCACUUUUCGAGAAUUCCCGAGGAGCUGAAGAGCUUCAGGGUCUAAGGGCAUGUGAAGGAGAUUAUGCAGAAAACUAUAACACUCUCAGUCUUAUUGGCAAAGGAUCUUUUGGCUUUGUCUGGACUGCCAGGGGCAAGAAAGAUCAUCAGGAGGUUGUCGUAAAGUUCAUCUGGAAGGAGAGGGUGCUUGAGGACUGCUGGGUAGAUGAUCCCGAUCUGGGGAGAGUGACUCAAGAAAUUGCAAUCCUGUUGAAGCUGCAGCACCCCAAUAUCAUUAAGGUGCUGGAUGUGUUUGAAAAUGAGCACUUCUUCCAGCUGGUGAUGGAGAAGCAUGGAUCUGGUCUGGAUCUCUUUACAUUCAUUGAUAAUCAGCACAACUUGGAUGAGCCACUAGCCAGCUAUAUAUUCAGACAGAUUGUAUCAGCUGUUGGGUAUCUUCACUAUAGAAACAUCCUUCACAGAGAUAUCAAGGAUGAAAACAUUGUCAUUGCUGAAGAUUUCACAAUUAAAUUAGUGGACUUUGGUUCAGCUGCCUACCUGGAACCCAGCAAAUUGUUUUAUACCUUCUGUGGGACAAUUGAAUACUGCUCACCAGAAGUGCUGUCUGGCAAACCGUACCGUGGCCCUGAGCUGGAGAUGUGGUCACUUGGUGUCACCCUUUAUACGCUAGUAUUUGGAGAGAAUCCCUUCUGUGAGCUGGAGGAGGCCAUGGCAGCUGUCCUGAAUCCUCCUCGGCCUGUCUCAAAAGGUCUCAUGAAUCUCAUGGUUGGCCUUUUGCAUCCUGUUCCAGAGCAGCGCAUGACUCUGGUGAUGUUAGUAGAGGAUCAAUGGCUGAAGCAGCCUGUGAACCUGGGUGAUUAUGCCUGGGAGGAGGUAUAUCUCUCUGCUGAGACAGAAAGCAGCAGAUUCAGAAAUGGUUCGGGUGAGUGGGUGCAUGGAGACAAGCUCCCAGCUCCUCACAUGGAGAGUGAGCCAGUCUUGAAUGCUCCUGACUGAUCAUGCAUAUUCCCACUGGGGAGAAGCAGCGGCUGUGGAGUGCCAGGGCUUGGGCCUGGAACUUGGCUGCCAUUCUUCUCCACAGCACAAAUCCCUCCCUGUAGAACAAUAACUUCCUUAUUCAAGAAUCAACAGAAAUGAACUGUAAGCCUUAGAUUGCUGCUGUGUCUCUCAUGUAGAAAGAUCUGGUGGUCAGUACUGAGCAGCCUUAAGCUGCUCUGCCUGGGCUCAAUUCCUCUAGAAAGCCUUCUAGCCAUAAGCAUUUAUUACUGUUCUUACACAGGAUGUGAUUUAAAGUUGUGAGACAGAGA